This is a messenger RNA of Paramecium tetraurelia, 855 nucleotides long. RefSeq lists its product as uncharacterized. Gene Ontology annotation, biological process: endoplasmic reticulum membrane organization. The transcript is spliced from 3 exons. The record is from RefSeq and is a predicted model, not a curated record. Gene Ontology annotation, cellular component: plasma membrane; endoplasmic reticulum membrane. Lineage: Eukaryota; Ciliophora; Oligohymenophorea; Peniculida; Parameciidae.
AUGGAUUCAAAGUAUAAAUCAGAAAACAAAUUUGAUUAAUCAAAUGCAGUUGAAAUCAAACCACCAGAUACCUUAGUCUUCGAGGUUUUGCCCAAUCAAAAGAAGAUAUAUGCCAGAGUAGAAAUAUUCAACAAAGCACCCCAAGAUGUGAUGUUUCGUAUCAAAACUACAGCUCCAGAUUUCUAUGUGAUUUCCUAUGACAAAGAGCGACCCAUCACUACCUUCUCAUCUUAUGCCAUUGAUAUUCUCUUGAUUUGUGACCAAUCAAGAAUUUAGCAUCGUCUCAAAGAUAAGUUUCUAAUUUAAGUUGUUGAAAAAUAGAAAUAUGAUGCGGCUGCCAAUGAUGACUCAAGGUGGUCAAUUCUACUCAAAGAACAAAAAUUAACUGUUAGCCUCAUUCGGAAAGAUCUAUAUUCAUCAUAGUAAUCAUAAAAAACACAAUUACCACCCAGUUGUAUCAAGCAGUAAUCCGUUGCUUAAAUUGUUUAAUCUCGUUUUUUAUAGGGUUCGAAUGCACUUCUCAAUUAAGGAUUCUCUAAUCCUUAUAAUUAAGAGAGUAGCGUAAUACAAACUGACGAAGAUAGGAACAUGAAAAUUAAAUUAGAUUCACUGAAAUAAAAAUAUCAAGAAUAAGCCAAAUUGAUUGAACAAUAUAAAUUUGAUAUUAAUGAAUUACAGAAUGAAAUAGACAGAAACUCCUUUAUCUAUGAUCUAGAGAAGAAAAAGGAAUAGAAUGAUUAGCCAGAAGAAAAUAUAUCAACAGCCUUGAGAGAUAAAACUGGAAUACCAUUAUGGGAACUCUUUAUUGCAGCUACGAUUGCCUUAAUUUUAGGUGCUCUACUCAAUAGAAAAUGA